AUGCCUUCUGGACUUCUUGGCUUAACUGCCGAGAUUAUCGCAACUAAAGGUGAUCCAAAACUCAAACAACUAAGAGACCAGAGGAAGGAACUGGAGGAGCAAGAAGCAAAAAGAAGAGAAAAAUUAGAAAAGGCGAAGAAGGACAAGUCAAAAAGUUUCAAGCUUACCCGAAAAUCAACAAUUGAUCAAAAAACAGGGGAAAAGAAAGAUAGUAUAGGGUAUCUUUACAAGGAUAACAAGGGAAGAGAAGUUCGCCACGGUAAUGAUGGCAACGGUGAUGAGGAAUACCAUGACGAUGAGUAUCGUGAUUUCGAUGCUAGCCGGAGAGUUGAACUAAGACAAGAUGAUAGAUCAAGACGAGAUGAUGAAUCAAGCCACGGUGGUGGAUCAAGACGAGAUGGUGAAUCAAGACGAGAUGGUGAAUCAAGACGAGAUGGUGAAUCAAGACGAGAUGGUGAAUCAAGCCACGGUGGUGGAUCAAGACGAGAUGGUGAAUCAAGACGAGAUGGUGAAUCAAGCCACGGUGGUGGAUCAAGACGAGAUGGUGAAUCAAGCCACGGUGGUGGAUCAAGACGAGAUGGUGAAUCAAGCCACGGUGGUGGAUCAAGACGAGAUGAUAGAUCAAGACGAGAUGAUAGAUCAAGGCGAGAUGUGUCACCAUCAGAACGGACAGAGAAGAGUUCGUGGACAGGACAUCGAUCAGAUCUAACGUUACGGCAAUCUGAUGUAGGUAGAAGUAGCAGAUCAGGCAAAACAUCAAAGACUAAGGAUAAGGAGCCUGCCGAUAUAGAAAGAAGAAGGAAAGAAGAAUUUGAAGAGGCCUUAAGGCGCAUGGAACCUGAUCCCGACCUUGAAGAAUAUGCGGAAUCUAUACUGCCGCCGCCACCAAGUGUUACAUCCAAAAUCGUACUCGAUCCCACAAAGGAAGGUAGAAAUAUCGGUAUUGUCAAGGAUAGACACGACCCUAAGCGGAACGGCCAAACCUCAAACAGUAGUCAACCACGUGAGGAUCCUGGGAGACGCAAGAUAGAAGAUAGUAUUAGAAGAGCUGAGCCUCCCUCGACAAUCAGGAAAAGUGAUACUCGUUCCGAGAGACCCGAGAAACGCGAGAAAGACAGAAAUGGUGAUUCUCGUUCCGAGAGACACGAGAAACGCGAGAGACACAGUGAAAAGACUGGGCCUCCCUCAACAGCCAGGGAAAGUGAUACGCGUUCCGAGAGACUCGAGAAACGCGAGAAAGACAGAAAUGGUGAUUCUCGUUCCGAGAGACCCGAGAAACGCGAGAAAGACAGAAAUGGUGAUUCUCGUUCCGAGAGACCCGAGAAACGCGAGAAAGACAGAAGUGGUGGUUCUCGUUCCGAGAGACACGAGAAACGCGAGAAAGACAGAGGUGCUCGUUCCGAGAAAAGUAGCAAAACAAGUUCUUCGUCAAGAAGUUCAAAGUCAGAAGCUACACAUCAGAGUAGUCAGUAUGAUGAGGAAUCUGAUUCCGGAAACGAAACUGAGGUUCCAAGGCCACCUAAAUCUAGUCACAAGCGUUCACAUAGGUCUCACAGAUCCAAUUCCAGGGACAGGUCCCCCAGUAGAGCGAGUCAAAUAAGUAGAAAAACAGACAGGAGAAUGAUAGAAGCGCCAGAAGAUGAUGGUAGGUUCUAUUAUGAGUGA
Messenger RNA from Botrytis deweyae, 1665 nucleotides. RefSeq lists its product as uncharacterized. Lineage: Eukaryota; Fungi; Ascomycota; Leotiomycetes; Helotiales; Sclerotiniaceae. The transcript is spliced from 2 exons. The record is from RefSeq and is a predicted model, not a curated record. The coding region runs from base 1 to 1665 and encodes 554 amino acids.